Myzus persicae (green peach aphid) is the source of this 1179-nucleotide messenger RNA. Its product is annotated as eukaryotic translation initiation factor 3 subunit I-like. Gene Ontology annotation, molecular function: translation initiation factor activity; RNA binding; protein binding. The transcript is spliced from 6 exons. The coding region runs from base 133 to 1110 and encodes 325 amino acids. Gene Ontology annotation, biological process: cytoplasmic translational initiation. The record is from RefSeq and is a predicted model, not a curated record. Gene Ontology annotation, cellular component: cytoplasm; eukaryotic translation initiation factor 3 complex, eIF3m. NCBI's taxonomy places the organism in Eukaryota, Metazoa, Arthropoda, Insecta, Hemiptera, Aphididae.
ACCGAAAAAUAUGCGAAAAGUGAUAAUUGAUAACAAUGGUGAACACACUUUCCGGGUAGGAUUCAACCACGAUUUAAGAAUUAAGGCCGAUAUUUUAAUUUUAAGUGAAAUCUAUCUCUUUACUUGUUCAUUAUGAAACCUUUAAUGUUGCAAGGGCACGAGCGUGCCAUUACUCAAAUUAAAUACAACAGAGAGGGUGAUUUAUUGUUCUCGUCUGCUAAGGACGUAACACCAAACGUUUGGUAUUCUUUGAACGGAGAGCGUCUUGGUACGUACAUUGGCCAUACUGGAGCUGUAUGGUGUAUUGACGUCGAUUGGAAAACCACAAAAUUUUUGUCCGGAGCUGCUGACAACACCUUAAGGCUUUGGGAUGUUGCUACCGGUGUGGAAAUUGGUAAUAUUAGUAGUAAUUCUGCUGUGCGUACAUGCUCAUUCAGCUAUUCAGCUGAUCUCGCCAGCUACUCAACAGAUCAGGCUAUGAAACAAGAUUGUGAAAUUUUUAUAGUGGAUGCUCGAGAUGAUGAAUCUUUUAAAAGCAGCGCCCCAAUUUUGAGAAUGACUGUGCCAGAUUCCAAAGUGACAUCUUUAAUUUGGGGUACAUUGGACCAUACAAUCAUUACUGGACAUGAAGAUGGUGCUAUUACUCAGUGGGAUUUAAGAACUGGAAAGAGCAUAGAAUCUGUUAAAGACCACCAAGGAUCGAUCAACGACAUGCAAAAGAACCGACAAGGUACUAUGUUCGUUACUGCAUCAAAAGACAAAACCUCAAAGUUAUUUGAUGUUGAUGAUUUAUCGGUCCACAAAGUUUAUGUGACUGAACGGCCCGUCAACAGUGCUUCGCUUUCACCUACAUAUGAUCAUGUGGUGUUGGGUGGUGGUCAAGAUGCUAUGGAUGUAACAACAACAGCAGCACAAGCAGGAAAAUUCGAUGCCCGAUUCUUUCAUGUAAUUUUUGAAGAAGAAUUUGCAAGAGUAAAAGGUCAUUUCGGUCCAAUAAAUUCUUUAGCUUUCCAUCCAGAUGGUGAAAGUUUCAGUACUGGCGGAGAAGAUGGUUUCAUUAGGGUACAAUCAUUUGAUCCAACUUACAAAGAAUUUAGAUUUGACUAUUGAUUAUUUUUUCUACUGUCUGUCAAUAAUUAAAAAACAAAAAAAAAUUUCUAAUAAAAUAUUUAACAUCAA